CUAUAAAAGGACAUAAUAGAGCAGUCUACCAUCUAUUCCCACAUCAUUGACGUCUAUCUUUUGUUCCAGUGUGGUUUGGAAAUAUCUUUGCUUUUUGGCCUUCUCUCUUCAACAUUCUCCCUUGUGUUCCUGUUUCCGUCUGAACUUUGUCAGUGACCGUUGAACAAAGCCUCCUUGCUGUCACACACAACUUCAGACAUUUAGGUUCAUGCUUGUGGCAUAUCUUCUCUAGCAUCUGGCCUUUUUGCCAGCCCUCAAUUUGGGCGCGGGAUGAGAGGGUGAACCGGCAGAGCUGAUACUUACUGGUCAUGAAAGCUUGAGAUAUGUCCGCAUCGUAUCCUUCGUCCUUACCGCUCCACAAUGCCUCCAUUCCCCCUCGACGAACUCCAUCUCCCGCAGCUUCAUCCCUGAAACGAUCUACAGCGCAAUCCUCCUCCAUUACCUCGACCUACUCGAAGCUCAGUCCCCAAGAGACGGCAAAUCGGCUCAAUACAGACCUCGUCCAUGGUCUGACCCCGAGUGACGCCGAAGCGCGAUUGCUUCGAGAUGGCCCGAACGAGCUGCCUCACGAGGAACCGGAACCGCUUUGGCUUCGGUUCCUGAAGCAAUUUAAGGAGCCGUUGAUCCUUCUACUCCUUGCCUCUGCUGCGAUAUCCUUCUUUAUGCGCAAUUUCGACGAUGCUGUUAGCAUUACCCUCGCCGUUACCAUCGUUGUCACGGUGGGAUUUGUGCAGGAAUAUAGGUCAGAGAAAUCGUUAGAGGCAUUGAAUCGACUUGUUCCUCAUUAUGCCCACCUGGUGCGCAACCUUCCAUCCGGUUCCACGGGCCGAACGACUCCUGGGGCAGCAAGUACAAAAGAUCAGUAUGAGAUGCAGGAUCUUACGGACAGCUCCUCGUCUUCCGGGAGUGAAGCUGCUAAAGGAUCUACCACUGUCGUUGCCAACAGAUUGGUGCCGGGAGACCUAGUGUUGUUCUCUACUGGUGACCGCAUUCCGGCGGACCUGCGUAUAACACGUGCGACGCAUCUCACCAUCGAUGAAUCGAAUUUGACCGGAGAGAACGAGCCCGUAACAAAGUUUUCCGCUGCGUUAUGCAGCCCGACAAAGGCGUCCCUUCCAAUCCAUGCUCCCGCACCUCCUCGUUCGCCCUUUUACGAUUCUCCUGCUGCCGGUACCGUUGGAACGGAUCUUCGUCUCAGCGAACAACAUAACAUCGCUUUUAUGGGAACUUUGGUGCGAUCUGGCCAUGGACAGGGCAUUGUCAUUGCUACCGGACCCCAUACUGAGUUUGGAAGCAUCUCUGCCUCCCUCCAGGAGAUUGAGAGCCCGAGGACUCCCUUGCAGUUGUCAAUGGACCGCCUCGGACAAGAAUUAUCCUAUGUAUCGUUUGUUGUUAUAGGAUUGAUCGUUAUCAUUGGAUUAAUUCAAGGUAGGAAGAUUCUCGAAAUGUUCACCAUCGGCGUAUCGCUUGCGGUGGCGGCUAUCCCCGAAGGACUUCCGAUCAUUGUCACGGUUACGCUCGCCCUUGGGGUCCUUAGGAUGGCAAACCGCGGGGCAAUUGUGCGAAGACUACCCAGCGUUGAGACACUUGGCUCCGUCAACGUUGUCUGCAGUGACAAAACUGGCACUCUCACGCUUAACCACAUGACUGUUACGAAGAUGUGGCAUUUCGAUGCUGAAAGCCCGUUUGAGAUCCCCAAAGAUGGCGCAGUCACUCUCGCAGCAGCAGCACAGACAAUCCUUCGCGUUGGAAAUAUUGCCAAUAACAGCCGUCUUUCGCGUGCACAUGCCAACUCUCCUGCAACGGCGGCAUCAGCCGCUAUUUUGUCGUCGACUGCCGACCGGUCCACGGGAGCGGUGAGAAGCCGCUGGGUUGGGCAACCAACCGAUGUCGCCCUCCUUGAUCUAUUGGAUACUCUGGGUGAAGAUGACCUUCGGCUUCGAAUCAACAUGCGGUUAUCUGAAACACCUUUCAGCUCGGAGCGAAAGUGGAUGGGAGUCGUUGUCGGCAGGAGCACUACGUUAGACGACGUUGCUGGCAAUGGGGAUGGAAAUGAAGUUGCAUACAUCAAAGGCUCGCUGGAAGAAGUCCUGAAACGCUGCGAUACUUAUUUGACCAAAGAUGGACAAGAAAUAAUAUUAGAUGAGCGGAGGAGACGGGAUGCAAGGCAAGCCGCGGAGUCUAUGGCCCAAGAGGGACUGAGAGUGAUCGCUUUCGCAAGUGGCCCAAUCAAACCUACACGAGGACCUCGCAGUCAUAACCCCCGUUCCCAUCAUCCCACACAUGACCACUCUCAACUACAUGGCGAAGAAUGCUAUACUGGUCUCGUUUUCGCUGGCAUGGUUGGCAUGAACGAUCCGCCCCGUAAAGAUGUGCAUCGAUCGAUUCGGAGGCUUCUAACAGGAGGAGUCAGGGUUAUCAUGAUUACCGGUGACGCCGAGACGACCGCAGUUGCCAUUGCGAAGAAGCUAGGGAUGCCAAUAAAUAUGUCGGCAAAUGGAAGGUCAUUCUUGAGGGGAGACGAAAUCGACCAUAUGACCACCGAAGAGCUGGCCCAAGCAAUCACUGGCACCUCGAUAUUCGCUAGAACCAGCCCAGAUCAUAAAAUGAAAAUUGUAAAGGCCCUGCAAUACCGAGGAGACGUCGUUGCAAUGACUGGCGACGGGGUCAACGAUGCACCAGCAUUGAAAAAAGCAGACAUUGGAAUUUCCAUGGGCCUUUUGGGAACCGAUGUUGCAAAGGAAGCAGCCGAUAUGAUUUUAACCGAUGACGAUUUUUCUACGAUUCUUAGGGCUAUAGAGCAAGGAAAAGGCAUUUUCUACAAUAUUCAGAAUUUCAUCACAUUUCAAUUGAGCACUAGCGUUGCAGCGUUGAGUUUGGUUCUUAUCAGUACGGGGUUGGGAUUCAAAAAUCCCCUUAAUGCUAUGCAGAUUCUAUGGAUUAACAUUCUCAUGGACGGCCCUCCAGCCCAAUCUCUAGGGGUUGAACCUGUCGACCCCUCAAUCAUGGUCCGCCCUCCCCGCCCCAAACAUGCCCGCGUUCUCACCAAGCCACUCAUCCGCCGCGUCCUAACAUCCGCCGCGUGCAUCAUGCUUGGCACUCUUGCCGUCUACAUCCACGAAAUGAUCGACCACACCGACGAAAUCUCCGGCAUAACCUCGCGCGUAGUAACCCGCCGCGACACAACCAUGACGUUCACCUGUUUCGUGCUCUUCGACAUGUUCAACGCCCUGACGUGCAGGAGUGAGGGGAAAUCCCUUCUCCGCGGAGAACUCGCGCUGACGGGCAACAAGAUGUUCAACUAUGCCGUCCUCGGCUCGCUCCUGGGCCAAGCGUGCGUGAUCUACCUUCCGAUCUUGCAGGACGUCUUUCAGACGGAGCCGUUGGGUCCAAGAGAUCUGUUUGCGUUGCUGUGUAUUUCUAGUUCCGUCUUUUGGGUCGAUGAGCUUCGGAAGUAUUUGAUGACUCGGGGUCGGAGAGGCGCACUUUCUGGUUUCGCUUCCCUGCCACAGUUAUCCGGCGUUGGAUACAGCGUUAACGUAUAAUAGAAUAGAAAGUACCUCCUUUGUUUCCUCCGUUGUAACUGCUAUUCUUUGAGAAGGCCUUUUUUUGGGUUAAAUUCUGUGUCUCAGAUAUAUACUUUCCUCCUAACGUUGCUCUAUAAAAUGAUGUUGGUG
Molecule: messenger RNA, 3677 nt
Organism: Coccidioides posadasii C735 delta SOWgp
Lineage: Eukaryota; Fungi; Ascomycota; Eurotiomycetes; Onygenales; Onygenaceae
Gene: PMR1
Product: High affinity Ca2+/Mn2+ P-type ATPase-like protein
Biological process (GO): calcium ion transmembrane transport; intracellular calcium ion homeostasis; manganese ion transport
Cellular component (GO): endoplasmic reticulum; Golgi membrane; plasma membrane
Molecular function (GO): P-type calcium transporter activity; ATP hydrolysis activity; ATP binding
Source: RefSeq, a predicted model, not a curated record